Drosophila kikkawai is the source of this 1775-nucleotide messenger RNA. It is a transcript of the gene Sry-delta, whose product is annotated as Serendipity delta. Lineage: Eukaryota; Metazoa; Arthropoda; Insecta; Diptera; Drosophilidae. Gene Ontology annotation, biological process: regulation of transcription by RNA polymerase II. Gene Ontology annotation, cellular component: chromosome. Gene Ontology annotation, molecular function: chromatin insulator sequence binding. The record is from RefSeq and is a predicted model, not a curated record.
AUGGCUUUUGAACGGAGCGGCAUAUUUGGUAGAUCCAAAUUUGUGAAUUGCUGGAACGUCCGGCAGAGAAAAUACCAGAAAUACUAUCGCGCCGCCUUUGCAGCCCUGGAAAUGCUCACGGUUGCAUUCAGGCGUUUUGGUAUAGUUUCGAUAUCACAUUUUUUGCCAACUCUAUUAAAUUUUAUACACAAAAUCCAUUUCCCCGGGCAAAGCACGAAUUGUAAACAAAAUACUGGACAUCAAGCCGCAAUGGACUCGUGUUUCUUUUGUGGCGCCGUCGAGCUAGGCUCUGGUACCAGCCGCUACGAAAAGCUGUCGGCCAAAGUGCCCUCGUCGCAGAAGACAGUCUCCUUGGUGCUCACGCACCUGGCCAACUGCAUCGGCUCGCCGCUGGACGUGAAGACUAAUUCCCGCCUUUGUCCGCGCUGCUUCAGCGAGCUGUCCGACUACGACACCAUUAUGGUCAAUCUGAUGACGACACAGAAGCGGCUCACUAAUCAGCUGAAACACGCCCUUAAGUCGGAUUUCGAUCUGCCAGAGUCCGGCGAGGAUCUUCUGGUGGAGGAGGAGGAGGAGGUGCCCCUGGAGGAGGAGGACACGGAUGCCGAUGCCGAAGCGGAGGCCCUGUUCGUGGAGCUAGUUAAGGACCAAGAAGACUCUGAUACCGAGAUCAAGCGCGAAUACGAAGACGACGACGAGAAUGAAUUCCUCUGCGAGGUGGAGGUGGGUGAGCCCGAGGGAAGCUUAUCCAAGGGCGACGGCGAAGACAAGCCCAUGCGAAAACGUGUCAAGCAGGAGUGCAGCACCUGCGGAAAGGUGUACAAUUCGUGGUAUCAGCUCCAGAAGCACAUCAGUGAGGAGCACUCCAAGCAGCCCAACCAUGUCUGCCCCAUCUGCGGGGUAAUACGUCGCGACGAGGAGUACCUUGAACUGCACAUGAACGUGCAUGAGGGCAAGACAGAAAAGCAGUGCCGCUACUGCCCAAAGAGCUUCUCGCGUCCAGUAAACACACUGCGUCACAUGCGCAUGCACUGGGACAAGAAGAAGUACCAGUGCGAAAAGUGCGGACUUCGCUUCUCGCAGGACAAUUUACUGUACAACCACCGUCUGCGGCACGAAGCUGAGGAAAACCCCAUCAUUUGCAGCAUAUGCAAUGUGUCGUUCAAAUCACGAAAGACCUUUAACCAUCACACCCUAAUUCACAAGGAGAACCGGCCCCGCCACUACUGCUCCGUGUGCCCCAAGUCUUUCACCGAGCGAUACACCCUCAAGAUGCACAUGAAGACUCACGAGGGCGACUUGGUCUACGGCGUUAGGGAGGAGGCUCCCGCCGACGAGCAGCAGGUGGUGGAGGAGCUGCAUGUGGACGUGGACGAAUCGGAGCAGGCAGUUACCGUGAUUAUGUCGUCGGACAAUGACGACAACAGCGGCUUUUGCCUGAUCUGCAGCACCAACUUCGAGAACAAAAAGGAGCUGGAACACCACUUGCAAUUCGAUCAUGACGUUGUCCUAAAAUAAACAAAUUAUAUUUAACUGAAAAUAAGCUAUCGUACGCUAGCAUAUUCCCUUCUUUAUCCUUCAUUAAAUUGUAGAUAUCGAUGUCCCUUCAAAGUAUAAAUUUCUGGUAUCCAAGAGGCAUCGAGAGUUAAUACAAUUUGUGCUCGGUUAAUUCGACUGCACUUAAUUAUGUGAAUUAAAGAUUCCAAUGCUUAUCAUCGAUUUGUACUAACACUUAUAAAAUACGAAUAAAACAAAAAUAAAACAAUUUUCAACAA